CUCUGAAAUCUCGCGAUAAUGGAGGCAGCAGCGGGGUUGGUAAAACUGCGUCACCUGGUUCCGAGGAGGGGGUGCUGGGCAUGUGUAGGAAUAUAAAUAAUUUAAUAAAUAGGAGGGUGUAAAAUCCACCGAAAACACCACCGACAUCCAUCCAUCCUGCAGAGCCGGUUCGAAGCGCGCAUCUCCGGGGCAGCAGCAGAGAGGGAGCCGGAGGAGGAGGAGACACCGCCGGGGAGGAGGAUGCUGAGGGCCUGAUGCUCCCCUGCACGCCCCGCUGACACACAGGGACAGGCGGUCUGCUGGCUGGUGCUGGUUGUGGUUGAGGAUUAUCCAGGAGGCUGGAGGAAGGAAGACAAGGGAGGAGGAGGGGGUAGGCAGCAGCAGCAGCAGCAUCCGGAGAGGACGGCUCUAACCAGGGGUGGCUGGUUCGACGACAACAGUAAGAAAUCCAGCGAACAUAGAAGGAAAAUCCCCACAUUAAGAGCUGGAAUCGGACAUUUCUGUUGGAUGCUUAUUUAGCUUGUGCACUAAAGGAGAACUGGCCUUCAGAGGAGAAAGUCAGUUGAUGAUUGUUCCAGAAACGCUGAGUGGGAAUCAGACACUUCCAGUUGUUAUGCAACUCAGAUCAGCUGCAGCUCUUUAGAAACUGUCCUACUGUUCCCUUUCUUUUUCUACUGCUGUGCUUUUUGGAGGUGCAGCUGGGAUUACUGAGGCUCAGCUCAGUGCUGGGGGGGUAGGACCGUGUUGGACGCCUGAUAGUCGAGGCUGGAGAGAAGAUGUCGGGGCAGACGCUGACCGACCGCAUAGCCGCGGCGCAGUACAGCCUGACGGGCUCCGAGGUGUCCCGAGCUGUGUGUAAAGCCACCACGCAUGAGCAGACAGCUCCAAAGAAGAAACACCUGGAAUACCUGAUCCAGGCCACCCAAGAAACCAAUGUGAACGUCCCCCAGAUGGCUGACACGCUGAUGGAGAGGGCCGGCAACGCCAGCUGGGUGGUGGUUUUCAAAGCCCUGAUCACCACACACCACCUCAUGGUGCACGGCAACGAGAGAUUUCUCCAGUUCCUGGCAUCUAGAAACACCUUGUUCAAUCUCAGCAACUUCCUGGACAAAACAGGCUCCCAUGGCUAUGACAUGUCCACGUUUAUCAGACGCUACAGCCGCUAUCUCAACGAGAAGGCCUUUGCCUACAGACAGAUGUCUUUCGACUUUGGCCGAGUCAAGAAAGGAGCCGAUGGAGCGAUGAGGACCAUGACAGUGGAGAAGCUGUUGAAAGGAAUGCCCACCCUGCAGAGCCAGAUCGACGCGCUGCUGGAUUUUGAUGUGCAUCCACAGGAGCUGAACAACGGCGUGAUCAAUUCCUGCUUUCUUCUACUCUUCAAAGAUCUGAUCAAGCUAUACGCCUGCUAUAAUGACGGCAUCAUCAACCUGCUAGAAAAAUUUUUCCAAAUGAAGAGAAGCCAGUGUAAAGACGGGCUGGAGAUCUACAAGAGAUUCCUGACACGAAUGACUCGGGUUUCUGAAUUCUUCAAAAUUGCUGAGCAAGUGGGAAUAGACAAAAACGACAUACCUGAGCUCACUCAGGCCCCAGAAAGUCUUCUGGAGUCCCUGGAGACCCACCUCAACACUUUGGAGGGGAAGAAGCCGUCGCCCACUAAGGAUGUGACGGCCAACAACAGCUCGCCAGCUGCAGCUGCUGCACCGGCCAAACCUGCGCCUCCCGCCCACCCCGGCGGACCCCCUGCUCGCCCCGGGCCUCCAGCCAAACCCCCUCCACCCUCCGUUACCCCCACAGCACGCACCCCCACCACCACCGCUACCAGCAAUGCUCUUGAUGACGGUUUCCUGUUGGAUCUGGACCCCAUGUCCUCCUCGUCAGCAGGGGGCGCUGCAGCGACUGCCUCCACGACUGGAUGGGGAGACCUCUUGGCUGAGGCAACUCCAGCCGCUACCGAUGGAGCCUCUGAAGCUCUCCUGGCAGAAGGAGAGUCUGCUGAUGCUGAUGCUGAUGCUGAUGCUGCAGCCGCUGCCGUUCCUGCAGUCGCUGUUGCUGCCGCUGCUCCUGCCGCUGUGGCUGCACCAGCACCCACCUCCCUGCCCGUCGCUGCUCCCGCCACCACCUCAGCCUCAGACAUCGACCUUUUCGGAGGAGACGGUCCUGCUGCCGUGGCCGCGGGCCCUGCUGCUGAUGCGUUUGGUGGAUCUGACCCCUUUGCUACGACGGAGGGGAGUGCAGACAUUGCUCCAGAGCUGGACCUGUUCGCUAUGAGGCCCACCGACACGGGGGCCACCGCCGUCACCCCUCCCUCCUCUAGUGAGGCGCCGACCAUCAUCGCCCCCAUCGCUGCCCCCGCUGCCCCCACCCCUUCUUCCACCACUACCACUACUACCACCACCACCACCACCGACACCACCACCACAGAGUCUUCAGCUGCCCCGACUCUAGAUAUCUUUGGUGAUAUGUUUGAUUCUAUGCCUGAGCAAAGCCCUACCACAGAAUCCAAAGCUGCUACCACUCCUAGCGUAGACCUUUUUGGUGCAGACCUUCCUGCUGUUUCUCGCGGGCCUUCUCCUUUGCCCGAACCGGCUCCGGCUGGAGACAUCGUGACAGAUUCAUUUUCCUCUCCAGCUCCUGCCCCUGCUGCUCCCCCUGCUCCUGCCCCAGCUCCUGUUUCUGCUCCAGAAGCCUCAUCUCCACCUAAAGCAGAGCCGGAGCCAGUCAUUGACCUGCUGGACUCCUUCAGUGGAUCUGUGGAGGAAACGCAGAGUGCUGCUCCUGGAGGGCCUGGAGACGACCUGCUGGGAGGCCUGAUGUCCCCCACUCUCGCUCCCACCACUGCUCCAGCUCCUCUGGCUCCAGCCUUGGCUCCGGUGCAGAACGACCUCCUGGAGUCGGGCUUUGAUGCCCUCGACUCGCUUCCUUCCCCCACACCUCCAGUACCGGCUACAGCAGCAGCAGAACCUGCAUCCACCACAGCGCCACCCUCUGGUGGCUUUGAUGCUUCAAUGCUUGGUGGAUUAGGCGACUUGCUAAUGCCCGCCGUAACGCCCCAGAGCACCGGGGGCAGCACAGCGGGGAGCAUGGGGACUCCUGUGGCAGCAGCAGGCAUUGCAGCCGCUCCACCCUCCACCCCUCCUACCAAAACUAUCGGAGGAGAUCUGGACUCGUCGCUGGCCAACCUGAUCGGAGACCUUGGAGUAAAGAAAAAAGACCCACAGAGUGAGAAGAAGCUGACAGGAGGCGCCAACUGGAUGCCACAGGUGGCCCCCACCAGCUGGGCUACACCAGGAGCCCCCAUGGCCGGUGCUGCCCCUGGAGCUCCUGGAGCUCCUGGAGCAGCUCCACCCGGUACAGGGAUGGUGCCACCAAUGAGUGCACAGCCGGGCUUUGGAAUGCCUCCUGCAGCAGGGCCUGGAGCCCCGAUGAUGCAACCCAUGAUGGGGCAGCCUAUGAUGGGACAGCCCAUGAUGAGACCUCCCUUCACUGGGGUUUCUGGAGCUGCUCCUGGAGCUGCUGCCCCCGGAGCACCGCUUUCUCCAGGACCUGCCAGCCAGAGCCCCAAGAAGCCUAAAGACCCUCUGGCAGAACUCGACCUCAAGGACUUCUUAUAACGUCCCAGCUGCUUUCCUCUCUGGAUCAGAGCUCUCUCACCUUUUCCCUGGUGUCUGUCAACAUCUCAGGAUGCCAGCAGCGUUCAGCUACUAAACCUUUUAGGAGCCUCUUUUCUCCUCCCGUCCAUCCACGCCCCGUCCUUCUCCUGUGUGAUGUUGUAGCACAAACUGUGAAAGUGAACCAUAGCGGAUUAUAUAUGAAUAUACGAGAAAAAAAAUACAAGCGUGUGCUUAUGUCGAUGUACUAAUCUUUUGUCUAAACAAAAUCACACAAAACCCCAACAAAAAACGUAAAGUAAGUGAGAGAAAGUGAAGGCGUAUGUGUUUAGAUUCAUUUCUAGUGCUGAGUUGAAUGAUGGAUGUGCUUUGGUGUCCUAAGCUCCGCCCACCUCCCUUAGUCUUUGUCUCCGCCUCCUUAUGGAGGGGGCGGAGCUCUUCUUUGUCCCACUCUGACUGAAUGAGGGUGGUAACACAAAGCCCUGGUAGAUUUUUGGAGAAACAUGUUGCGUGUUGUUUACAGAAAGAUCCUCUUCGAUGUACAUAGAUUUCUCUGGCGAGGAUCACGUCUCUAUUCUGUAUGUCUGUUGAAGAGAAAUAUAAAUGUGAAUCAGACAUGAAAUUGUAAGAAGUCGUGUGAGUAUCCUUCUAUUUCCCGUCAUCAUUUGAAAAUAUUUGGAAACAAAUAUGACUAUAUGAUUAUUAUACUGUAUAUUUAAAAACAACUUCUAUGGGCUUCUGAGUCAAACCAGACCAGCCAGUGAUCCGUUUUGUUUGUUUCUUUUUUUUACUCGUGGCUUGUUUUUCUAUGUUUUUUUUGUCUUUUUGUUGUAUGUUCUGUUUGUUAUAGAGUAAUCCUCCAGACUGCUGUGGAUAUUUGCUGGCAUUGCUAUUAAAGAACAUAUCUUACAACUUACUUCCAGACAAACCGCUUUAGUUAUUCAUGGUAGAGAUGAAUUCAGUCUUUCCUUCAAUAUAACCGUUCAGCUGUCAGUCUGUUUCUGGAGCUUCUCGUGUGGUUUGUCUGCUGCCUGUACUUUCAUUAAACCUUUGACCAGGUCAGGGUGGUUAUUCUGUAUUUAUUAAGGUUGCCAUACCAAACUCUCUGUUCAGACGAGUCAAACUAAGUGAUUUUAGAUUCGAUUGAAAUUAAGAUUAAACCGCUUUAGUGCAAGUCAGCAACAGAUUUUAAGCUUACAGGUAAACCACACGGUGAAACUGUGAUGAAGAGUUCUGUGAGCUGAAAACCACAUCACAAGAAUCUGAAUCAGGAAGAUAUUAAAGGUACGCUGCUGAGUUUGAAAAAAAUAUGUUUACAUUCACUAUUUACCACCAAAGAGAGCUUUUUCGACACCUACAUUUACUAACCUCAUCAUGAAAUCUUUUUUUUUUUUUAACUUUAAAACCUCCAUCGUUUACAAACCAACAUGGAGAGGCCGCUCAACAAACAUAGCUUGUUAGCGCUACUAGUGGUCAAAAACUCCACAGAGUACCUUUAACUUCCAUUGUACUUGGACAAAACUGGCCAAGUUACAGCGCGUAUGGCUGCACUGUCUAUAAAUGCCAAGAUAGAUUUACCAAACCUCCAGAUGUGGCUGUUGUCUGAACACGGGGUUUGGCUCAUCAUUUCUGACCUUUGGCCAACUGUUAGUGGAAGAUGUGUGUUCCUGUAUGUGGUCACAUGGGAGCAAUGUGAAGAGACGCCCACUAGAGGUCACCGUUGAACUGUUCAGCCAUGAGCUCAUUCCCCGAAACGCAUCUUUACACGAAACACUGGUGUUCCUGCUGACUCACAGUGGGAUCGGGAUGUUGUCAGAGCUGACAUGCAUUCGGACAGUGUUUGCCACCAGUCGCCUCUCCUGAGCUGUAAAGUGCAGACGGACCGUUAGGAAACUUGUGUUGUCGUUGCAGUGGAUCGGCUGUGAGAGUCAGAUGUGAUUCAGAAAAAAUAAUGGAAGAUUAUUAACAUUUUUCAUGACUGAAUUAUGUAAAUUGUAUUUUUGUUUAGUUGUAAAUUUAUUUUAUUUACUAUGGCCCUCCCCAGUGCAUGUAAGCCCUUUGAGAUGCAAUAAAUCAAUGACGGAUUGA
Acanthochromis polyacanthus (spiny chromis) is the source of this 5696-nucleotide messenger RNA. RefSeq names its product synaptosome associated protein 91a (gene snap91a). Gene Ontology annotation, molecular function: SNARE binding; 1-phosphatidylinositol binding; clathrin heavy chain binding. Gene Ontology annotation, biological process: clathrin-dependent endocytosis; synaptic vesicle budding from presynaptic endocytic zone membrane; clathrin coat assembly. The record is from RefSeq and is a predicted model, not a curated record. NCBI's taxonomy places the organism in Eukaryota, Metazoa, Chordata, Actinopteri, Pomacentridae. Gene Ontology annotation, cellular component: extrinsic component of presynaptic endocytic zone membrane; synaptic vesicle; clathrin-coated pit.